AUGUCUCGCGGAUCUCCCUUGUCAAUCUCAUCUCUGUGCCCACCCGUUGAAAGGCUUCAAAUAUCUGCAAUUAUUGUCCCACGUGUCACUUGUGAUCUACCCACUCAACCUGCUCAACCUGUGCACUUAAAUGCCAAAUGGAGUCACCUCAACCUUGCAGAUCCCGACUUCGGCCAACCUAACAAAAUUGACAUACUCCUGGGAGUAGACGUCUACGCUGAUGUGCUGUUGCAAGGCCGGCGGAAUGGACCCCCUGGUACGCCUACUGCCUUUGAAACUAAGUUUGGAUGGGUACUCACUGGCAAAACAGACAAUGUUGCAGCUAACCAUGCAAUCACACUCUCUGGUGACGACAUUCUCCGCGAAAUUGAAGAAUGCCCAAGAGAUGUCUCAAAUCACUCACCAGAAGACUCACCAGAAGAACGCUCUGUUGUUCGUCAUUUUGCUGAAACCCACAAGAAAAGUGAAGAUGGUAGAUUUGUCGUACCACUUCCAAAAAACCCUCGGACAAAACCUCUUGGAGAGUCAAGAUCAUCUGCUGUACGCCGAUUCCUCUCUCUCGAGCGAUCUCUCCACUCAAAGGAUCAAUUUGAUGAAUUUGCUACUGUCAUGGAUCUCAAACAUGGAUCUCAAACACGCUGA
This is a messenger RNA of Halichondria panicea, 642 nucleotides long. RefSeq lists its product as uncharacterized. Lineage: Eukaryota; Metazoa; Porifera; Demospongiae; Suberitida; Halichondriidae. The coding region runs from base 1 to 642 and encodes 213 amino acids. The transcript has a single exon. The record is from RefSeq and is a predicted model, not a curated record.